ACGAGAUUUACCGUGAUAUCAGCCCACACCCAUAUUGCAGACCACACUCAUUAUUACCUGUAGUGUUUGUUGAUGUUGUAACCAGUUCAGGGGAUACGGGUCAGGGGUUGCAGGAGAUCAUAACGGUCCUACAGGCCAUAGAAAAGUGUUGGAAAAGACGAUGCGAGAAGAGGACUCCUCCCCGAUGGACAGUGCGGGAAACAGCGAGGAGGAGACCGACCGUCAGCUGCCGCGCAGAGGCGCGAGGAAGCGGCGAGCGACACGGAGGAGCGCGGACGAGGAAGAAGAUGGGGAUUUGGAGAGUGCGAACCCCGGGAAGAAGAAAUGUAGGAAGAGUUGCGACGGCGGAGGCGGCAGCGCUGGGAGCGGCGGCAGCGAAGGCAGCAGCAGCCCCGAGCCUUCCUUUGAUGACCUACACACACAGCGCGUGAUGGCCAACAUCCGCGAGCGGCAACGGACGCAGUCCCUUAACGAGGCAUUCACGUCGUUACGUAAGAUCAUUCCUACCCUCCCGUCGGACAAACUCAGCAAGAUCCAGACAUUGAAGCUGGCGGCCCGGUACAUCGACUUCCUGUGCCAAGUUCUGCAGAGCGACGAGUUGGAAGCGCGAGGGACCAGUUGCAGCUACGUGGCGCACGAGCGUCUGAGCUACGCGUUCUCGGUCUGGAGGAUGGGGGGCGCGUGGUCCUUGUCUACUGCGUCCCACUAGCAGGGCUGCUGUGGAUGGGACAGUACGAUUAUCCAGACUGAAGGACCAUUGGAUCAGUCCGAUUCUUCAGAUAGACUGAAACAGGCAAAACGCAGCUGAGGCCCAGGCCCAGCCGCUGUGCUUCAGGCCUCAGAGGAGAGCGGGCUUUUCAUAUUUCCCGUUGCAUGGACUGUUAUAUUUGCAAGGGAGCACUUAUGGGACAGGACGGAUAUGAAGAAAGACCACUGCGACUAUGAAUGUUGUAAAAACAAAAUGAGCUCUGAGGAACUGCUCUGUUUUGAAACAUGAGAGAAAAAUGACAAUUCAUUUCACAUUCCCUGUGACAGUGUUUCACAGCAAAUGAAGUAUUUGUAUUUAUUUUUCUACACAGGUUCGAAAUUCAUUUCCCCCCACUCAAAUAAAAGUUAUUUAUUUUGGGAUAUCACAGAAUGCUGAAUGGAUCUGGA
Molecule: messenger RNA, 1155 nt
Organism: Thunnus maccoyii (southern bluefin tuna)
Lineage: Eukaryota; Metazoa; Chordata; Actinopteri; Scombriformes; Scombridae
Gene: twist1a
Product: twist family bHLH transcription factor 1a
Exons: 2
Coding region: 161-709 (182 amino acids)
Biological process (GO): regulation of transcription by RNA polymerase II; developmental process
Molecular function (GO): RNA polymerase II transcription regulatory region sequence-specific DNA binding; DNA-binding transcription factor activity, RNA polymerase II-specific; protein dimerization activity
Source: RefSeq, a predicted model, not a curated record